CAAAGAGUAAAUUGCCCUGAUUUAGCAGUUGAUUUGGGUGCAUGACAGAAUAUUCAUACCGAAGUCAGCGUGAAUCGUGCGGCGGGAGUUUGAUAUUCGUCGCCCCGCUGGGUCUCUUUGAACGGGCGAAUUGAUUAUAUAGGGGCAGAGGCGCUCCGAGCAGAUUGUCACUUCUUACGGUGGGGAAAAAGAGCGGUAAAAACGUGUCAGGAAGUUAGAGAGAUCCUUCCGAUAGAACUCACGUUAAUUUUUACCAUUUGGACUGCACAGUAUCACGAGAAGGAUAUCUUUGCCGUCUGUGAGACAUUUGACGCCGUUUCUGUGACGUUUUUGCCGGAUUUCUGACAUAGAUUUGCGCGCCAACACAGUCAGGGUAUGUCAGCUAUGACUGUCGUCUGUCGUUCAUUCUGAGGGAAAUCAGACGACACCCAUGAGCAUCCACGUCUAGGCGCCACUCCCUUAGCGAUGCUCGCUGCCACCUGUGACAAGAUCGGAAACAAGAGUCCCCCUCCUCUCGCCGACGCCGCCAUCGGGAAAGGGUUCUACCCGUGGAAGAAGUCCCUGCCGGGCGCGACUGGGAACCACCACGUGUCGGUGAGCCACGGGAACGGCGCCGUCUCCUCCCGACCCAUGCACAUGUCUCUCCAGGACUCUCUCCCGUCCAUGUCCACCAUGUCGGGAAGCGGGGGGUACCCCCUCGCCAGCAGCACCACCGCCAACAGUAUGACAUCCUACGGCAGCGACCUGUUCCUGCAGAGCACGUCCGUCAGCACGUCGGCACACCACAACGACAGCGGCCAGCCGGCCAUCAUACAGAAAGUCCACGGUCCCGGCGUGGAUAGCCUACAGAUGCAGGCCAGCAUGUACCCGCGGGUGGGAGUCGCGCACCCGUACGAGUCCUGGUUCAAGACCAACGGCCACCCGAGUCUGUCCAACGACGUGACCAACAGCGCGUCGGCUUGGUGGGACAUGCACACGGCCAACUCCAACUGGCUGGACGUACAGAACACUAGCGGGUUACACUCGCAGUUAGGAAACUACGGCACGGACUAUUCCGCUCUCAGCCACCCACUCAACUCCACGCCGACGCACCUGCUGCCGACGGGGCAGUCGCUGCUCGCGCAGGACAGUUUUAAGUCAAUGUUGCCCUCAACGGACAUGAGCGGAUCGCAGCUGUCCGCCCCUCUACUCUCCACACCGGCCUUUGGGGCCACCGCAGGCGUGCGGAACUCCCGGCGGUACACGGGGCGGGCGACAUGCGACUGCCCCAACUGCCAAGAGGCGGAGCGGCUAGGUCCCGCCGGAGCCGCCAUCCGCCGCAAGAACCAACAUAGCUGCCACAUCCCCGGCUGCGGGAAGGUGUACGGCAAGACGUCCCACCUGAAGGCGCAUCUCCGCUGGCACACCGGCGAGAGACCGUUCGUCUGCAACUGGUUGUUCUGCGGGAAACGCUUCACGCGGUCCGACGAGCUCCAGCGGCACCUCCGUACCCACACGGGCGAGAAACGCUUCGCCUGUCCCGUCUGUAACAAGAGGUUCAUGCGCUCCGACCACCUCGCCAAGCACACCAAGACGCACACCGACGGCAAGAAGGGCAGCGACUGUUCCGACACCGACGAGAACAGCUGCGACACAUCGGGAAACAACCAGACCGCCCUCGGCAACAUUAGUGCUUCCCAACCGACAGUCACCUCGCCCCAUUCCGGUGGCCAAGAAGGUCAGAAGGAUUCCAAUUAGCAUUCAAAGAAGUCGAUCCCUAGAACUUGUCAUAGCGAGUAGAGUUUGAUGCCGUGAAGUCUGACCAUGACAAAAUGUUUUAUAUGACAUGUCCCGUAAACCGUCGCGUCGGUAGAGACACAGUCAGAGUAACAUUUGGACCAGGCAGAAAUAUGUUACAAAACUAGCGAUUGUAAGUAUUGGAUAGUGCUUUCCAAUGAUGAAUAGAUAUAUGAAUAUCAACCAUCGAACUCUCCCAAACUUGUUGUGGAAACUUUACACAAGGGGAACGUUUUCUAGCCUAGAGACAUCAGUUCAUCGCUGUUAGUUGUCGCGAAAGUUCGCAUAGCCAAGGAGCUUUUAUCAAAGCUCAUUGGCAUAACAUAACGGUCAAAAUGUACUUGUCAAAUGUGACGUGUUCUUAAAAAAAGCCAUAGAAGAAAAGAUGUAAAGACCUUGCCAGAAUGUAUACCAUUGUCAUGAUUUUUUGACAUCCGACUCACCUUACGCUGUGAGUGUUAUAAUACCAAAGUCAACUGCGAAACUACAUCUGGACACGAAAAAGACGCUUUCUACUGAAAACUAUCAACAACAAACAAUAUCAAACCUUCUCCCUUUGGGAGAUGUAAAUUUCUGAAAAUUUCACUUACAUUGUUAGGCUCCUGUUGUGUCGCGCUGUGGUAACUUCUCAUAUGUCCAUAUUCUUCAACCAGUUUACCUCGUAGUUAAAGGUCUCUCGGUCUGUAGAUGUCGUCGCUUCAUACAGCGGGCACAAGUGAUAUCUGCAUGGAACAAAAAACAACACGGCAUCGCUAUGGUACGCAUAUACAUCAAGUCUCUCUCAGUUUACGCACUAGAACUGUAAAUCAGUUCAAAAUCAAUAUCCCAUGUGGCAUGGAACAGUGAACACAUUGCCAGUGUAUUUUGCAAGGCGUCCGAUUUCUUUCCGGCAAAAAGUGUUGCUCGCUCAACAAAGGAGCACCCGUUAAAAUUCAUUGUUUCAACUUAUGAAUUCUGUGGAUGUUCUGAAUAGAAGGUAGCCGCAUAUGAAAUGUUAAAAGAAUUGUGACUUCGUAUUUCUCAAUGGGAAGAAGUUGAAACUGCCAUUGGGGGACAGAAGAGACAAAGAUUGUUAAAAAACCUUAAAAUAUUGCCGUGGUACUGGUAUAAAAGGAUGCUAACUACUCUUUCGAAAUCUAUAAGGUUCAGAAAACACAAUAACAAGUUGUAUUUUCAUCAUCUCAUUUUCAAACAUCUUGCUUCUUGGCUGAUUGUACCGUUUUCUAAUAACGCAUUUUUAAAAAGAAUUCAUUGAUAAAACGAUGCAUACACAAUUCACGUUACUCUUUUGACGCAAAUCCUUUAUGUGAAAAGAGAAUGUAUCUGAGGAGUACUGAAUGUAUGUAUCUAAGGCGUAUUGAAAUAUUUCUCUUUCUAGAUCCAAAACUUCAUAAUUUCAUCAUAUUGGCAACAUUCAGUGUGUGCCUACAAAACCAGGCAAAACGUACCGGAUUGUCGUCUAUUGUAAAUCCAGUCAUUUAUAACCCAGACUUUCUCACAUUUCGCGUCUAACAGACGUGUGUGUGUGAUACCAUCUGUACUGUGGACUGUAUAACGCCUGGAUGUUAAUGUUAUGACUUUAUCACGGGCCCAACACUCCCUCCAACACCGGGCACCCCAAACUCACUCGGGACCGGCACAGAUGUAAUCACGACCCACGCUUGAUGAAUUGUCGUACCAUGCGAUGCCGGCACAGAUAUGAAUUGAGAGACGCUUUCUUGUUAUGCUCGCCCAAUUUUCAGUCAUACUUUAUUUUCUGCCACGGCAUAUGAUACCUCGGGGUCGGUAUGAAUAUGACACAUUAAUACGACUCCCUGUCCCAGGGGAUGAUAUUUUGUUAGCAAUGUAGAGGGGACUGUAUUCCCUCUGCUGUCCUCUGUUCUAAUUAAAUACGUUUCGCUAUCAUGGAGCGAGAGAGAGGAAAAAAGUCGGUGAAGGGACGGAUAGAUACGAAAAAUUGCACAACGGCUGUCAAAAAUUGAAUGCACGUGGUCGGAUACAAUGCUAACUUUAGUCGGGAAAGGAAGUUAUGAGAUAGGACAGGUUUGUUGUUGUUGCAACAGAACAAUGUCUAUAGGAAAAUAUGUAUGAAAUAUAACAUUGGAAAUUCAUGUUGAAUGUGAUAGCGUAAAUUCUGGAUAACGAAAACUACAGUAGAGCUGUGAUUUUUGACGAAGAGAAAUUUGUUGGUUAGUGGAGAAAAGUGGCCAUUCUGUAUUAUGUCAACCAACAACAAUAGAAAGUUAUUUAUUUUCCUUGGUUGAUUUUUAACAUUCAUGUAUUCUCUUGUCACAUGCAAUGCCGCACAAAAUCAUAAUUCUUCCAUCUGUAACGUUAUGAUAUGAUAAGUAAAAAAAGUUGUUUCGGAGGGAGUGCCCCUGAUUAUGUAAAUGUGUGUAUAUUUGGUGCCUUCGGUAGCACUGUACGUUGUAUUCUGUACAAAUUUACUGCGACAUUAAACACUUUGAAGAGUAUA
Branchiostoma floridae (Florida lancelet) is the source of this 4252-nucleotide messenger RNA. RefSeq names its product transcription factor Sp9-like. The transcript has 2 exons. Bases 466 to 1737 code for a protein of 423 amino acids. NCBI's taxonomy places the organism in Eukaryota, Metazoa, Chordata, Leptocardii, Amphioxiformes, Branchiostomatidae. Gene Ontology annotation, molecular function: DNA-binding transcription factor activity, RNA polymerase II-specific; RNA polymerase II cis-regulatory region sequence-specific DNA binding. Gene Ontology annotation, biological process: regulation of transcription by RNA polymerase II. The record is from RefSeq and is a predicted model, not a curated record.